AGGUUACUGCGCCUCGAAUAUGGAAUUAGACUGAAGGAAGAAUGCACGAAAAUGUCGAGCUCGGCGAGUGAGCCAAUAUAUGCCCUUCAAGAGGUCCUUGGGAAGGGCAAAGGACUCGUCGCCAUACGAAAGAUCCAUAGGGGUAUACGCAUCCUCUCCGAAGAGCCCAUUGUCAGAGUGCCCGAAGCUGUACUUGACAGCCAGACCCUUCCAGUAUCCAUACGCAGGCAAGUCGAUGCACUCACCGCGGACCAACGACAAGCCUUCCUCUCUAUGUAUAACAUUUAUGCCGACGAUCCUGGCUCGCGGUACCUUGGAAUCAUCCGAACGAACGCUCUCCCCUUUGGGGACAAUGUAAGGGAAGGGGGUAUCUUCCUUAAUACAUGUCGUAUUAAUUAUACCUGUGAUAAUAACGCCCAGAAGAGCUGGAACGAUAGUAUCAAGCGGUAUACCGUCCAUGCAUUGCGAGAUAUCGAGAAAGGUGAGGAGAUUACAAUUUACUACCUCGGAGUCCUUAAUAGCCGCAAAGACCGCCAAGAAGCUCUUCGAAGAAAAUUUGCGUUUACCUGCUCGUAUCGUCUUUGCUCCUUGCCGCCAGAUCAGAGUCAAGAAAGCAAUAGAAGGCUGGAUGAGAUCCUUAAGCUGGAUAGUCUCAUCGGGGGAGAUGGCUUGAUGGGGAUCUUGGCAUUCCUCGACGCCGCACAAAUCGCUAUCGCCAAUGGAGACCUCGCCAGGGUACGAAUUUUUGUUAAGCGGGCGGUACUUGGAUGGAUUAUCCUCGAAGGCGACGACAGCCCUAACGUACUCCAAUACAAGGCCCUGACGCAGGAUCCCUCGAAGUACGAGUUAUAUGGGAUAUUGAUAAAGUGGAAGACUGCCGUGGAUGAUAUUCCUCAAGGACUUGACCCGAAAGAGUUAGAUGACUGGUUAUGGAGGAGGGAGAAGCCAAAACGACCCGGCCAGCCGGCAGACUUUCGUAACCGGGCAACGUUCCCGGGUUUCGAUGACUUACCAGACGAGAACGACGUUAGUCCCGAGUUCUAUACAAGCAGUGACGGGUUUACGUACCGACCACGGCGGCAUUGGUUGUUCCUGGCCGAGAUUGUCGACUUCCGUACAUUGGUUCGUCUGCAGAUGGACAUUAAGGAUAUUGACGGCAGGACGAUCCCGCUGUCCUUCCGAACUGUCUCCGGACAGUGCGAAUUGAAAGUCUGA
Hyaloscypha bicolor E is the source of this 1215-nucleotide messenger RNA. RefSeq lists its product as uncharacterized. NCBI's taxonomy places the organism in Eukaryota, Fungi, Ascomycota, Leotiomycetes, Helotiales, Hyaloscyphaceae. Gene Ontology annotation, molecular function: protein binding. The record is from RefSeq and is a predicted model, not a curated record. The transcript has 2 exons. The coding region runs from base 52 to 1215 and encodes 387 amino acids.